This is a messenger RNA of Sesamum indicum (sesame), 420 nucleotides long. The record is from RefSeq and is a predicted model, not a curated record. Lineage: Eukaryota; Viridiplantae; Streptophyta; Magnoliopsida; Lamiales; Pedaliaceae.
AUGGACAUUAUCAAGGACAUUGGGUUGGCUCAAGCAAAAUCUGCGUCUAGUCCAUUUCCCUCUGGUUUGAAGCUAGCUACUAUCUCUGGUCCCAAUUUCUUGCAUCGUGAUUCUUAUCGAAGAUUGGUUGGCCGAUUACUUUAUCUUGGCUUUACACGACCGGAUAUUUCCUACUUAGUACAACAGCUUAGUCAGUACCUAAAUCAACCUUGUGACUCGCAUUGGAAGGUAGCAUUGCAUGUGGUUCGUUAUCUCAAGGGAUCUCCAUCCAAAGGACUGUAUUUUCGAGGUAGUAAUUCCUUAGCUCUUCGUGUAUUUUGUGAUGCCGAUUGGACGUCCUGCCCGGAGUCUAGGCGUUCUCUCACAGGAUACUGUAUCUUCCUCGGUGAUGAGUUGGUGUCGUGGAAAACCAAGAAGUAG